AUGCGAGACCCGAAGCGCGACAUCUUCCCCUUCUUCGAACUGCCCGGUGAACUCCGCAAUCACAUCUACGACAACUGCAUCGAGGACAAAGUUCUAGAGCAUGCCAACAUUUGUGCGGUGAAAGUCAUGGGUAUCAAAGUGGCUGCGACUCAUGUCCUCCUGGUCUCCAAGCAAUUUCGGCAAGAACUGCAAGCUCGUCAGUUACGCGAGAAAACCGCAGUACUCCUAAUGGACAAGUACCUCCAAAUGCCUGUCGACCUCGCUUGCUAUACCCUACCGCCCCAGCUUGCAGAAGUUCAGAAGAUCGACUUGCAGUUGUACAUGCACCCAGAAGAUUGCCACGACCAGAUAAGCCUUUGGAUCGAGGGAAUGCCGCACCUUGUGUCUCAGCUUCAGCCAUCACAGUGCCUGAGCGCGUCUUGGUGUAUGAGGGGAAACCCGCCCGUUCAGCGCCCCUGGUCAAGUCGGUGCUGGCGAAACUGGUUCAAGCGGGUAGGGAAAGAAUUGAAAACGACUUUCGAUACCAAGCCUAUUGUGGUGCACGUCUUUUGGGAGGAGGAGGUUGUCAAGAAAGAUGGCACCAAGAGGAACGUGGAUCGCGCACAAGUCAGGUGGAAGUCAAAAUCGGGCAAGCUUUGGCAGCGCUGGGACCGAUCGUAG
This is a messenger RNA of Fulvia fulva, 660 nucleotides long. RefSeq lists its product as uncharacterized. Lineage: Eukaryota; Fungi; Ascomycota; Dothideomycetes; Mycosphaerellales; Mycosphaerellaceae. The transcript has a single exon. The coding region runs from base 1 to 660 and encodes 219 amino acids. The record is from RefSeq and is a predicted model, not a curated record.